CUAUGUUAGACCCUGACCAUAUUGGAGGAACACUUUCUUACAUACCUUCCUACAUCUUAGGUACCACACUAUUUGAAAGUGAAAUAUUAUAUUGUGAAGCACCAACACAUCAUAUUAAAGACGUGUCUGGUGCACAACAUGCAACACGUCCAACAUGAUACUGACAUAUAUGAUGAUUGAUUAUAUUCUAUUACUUCUAUCUUUUUUAAACUAUUAUCAGUGUUCGCGUGUCAGUGUCAGUGUUAUUAUGUCCGUGUUUUGUUUGUUACUAAGUGGCCUCCUUUGAGAUUAUUUGAAGUAUUAUUGCUCUUUAGUCAAGAGAUCCUGUUGUUGGGGAAUCUAAACUGAUGUGAUCUAGUGUAUAUGUUCACGGUUCACUGGAAGCCUAGCACUCAAAAUCCAUCAAAUCUCCAUCAUCAAUUCUGGAUUUUAGUGUAUCUGUACUAAAAUUUCAUGUGCACUUGUUAACUUUUCACUAGUGCAGCAGAUUACAAAACUGAUGGAAAAAAACAACAUAUAUACAUAUUCAAGAAUCAUUCAGGAAAAAGAAGAAUCUUAUAUAAAUCUGAUUGUUAGAGAUGUUGCAAAUGGGAAUAUUGAUGUCUAUUCAGACACUGAAUCAUCCACAAUUUCUGAUUGGUUUUGGUUUUGUUACCUUUAGAAACAAAACUCAUAUUCAACACAGAACAAGAUCAUCAAAUUCAGUUUUUCUUACUGAUGAGAGUGGAAACUAUGAAGAAUCAAGUAAUGGUAGUACUUCCCUGAUGAAAACUCAGAAAUCUUCUGCAUCAUGCUUCAUGUUAAGCCAACAAAAUACUAUUGGUAUUAUAGGAGGAGUAUCAGUUCUAUCAACUCUUGUUUUCUUGGAAAAGCUAGCUUGUUGGAGCUCAAGGAAUGGUAAAGAAUGUCCACCUUUUGUCGUCUGCAGCGAUCCUGUGUUAAGCAAGGCGCUUUCGUUACGCGGUUCUUUUCCUUCUACAAGAAAUAGAAUAGAUCAUAUCAAAUUGAAUCAGGAGUUAAUGAUUAAGAAUUUGCAGCACAAGCGAAACGUUCUUCAGCAAUCCGGAGCUCGUGGUUUGGCCAUGCCUUGUCAUCUGUCACAUGCUUGGCACAGUGAAAUUUCUGAGGAUAGUUCUCUACCUUUUCUUCAUAUUGGUGACUGUGUGGCCAUGGAACUCAAGAAGGCUAAGAUGAAGCCGAUUCAUGCUGCGAGUACCGUGCGGAUUGGACUGCUCACUACAGAUUCAUUCUUUGUAGUAUGUUAUUACAAGGAAAAGCUUCAAAGUCAGGGUUUUGAAGUGGUUUUGCUAGACAAAGAAACUGAGGAACAUUUACUAGUUCCUGCUGUGGAGGCUUUGCAGAGAAAGGACAUAGAAGGGGCAAGGAAUUUGCUGAGAAUUGCAAUCCAUGUUCUUUUGGUGAGGGGAGUGAAUGUAGUGAUUCUGGCAUCUGAUGAUUUGCUAGGGAUUCUCCCUCACAAUGAUCCUCUUAUUAGGAAAUGUAUAGAUCCUAUGGAUGCUUUGGCUAGAUCAAUUAUACAUUGGGCAGAAACAGCAACAAAGGUACCUGGGAGAUUCUAGUUUUCCUUUCCUCACCUCCAAAAUCAUGGCAUAAACAUUCAAGCAUUUCUGUAAAAAAUAGCAGCUCCAUAUGAAUGGAUCCAAAUACUUCCCAAUACAGCUAUCUCCCUAUUCAUAUCUCUUUCUGUCCAUCAUCUAUCAUUCUUCCAUUCUCGGACUCAGAUCAUCUGCCGUUGGCUUUAUGGUGCAUCCAACUGCGGUUAGAUUGAGAAAGAGAAAAAUUAAUUUAAUAGUGUAGCCUGUCUGUAGUUAUUCUAUUUGAAAGUGUUGCAGAUUUAAGGAUUGGUUCUAUUUAUGUUACUUAGUCAUGUUCAGUUUUUACUUAUCUAUUGUUACUUCACUCCUCUUAGUUGGUUAUCCACCUCUUCACUCUUGUAUAUAUAUUCACUUUUUCGUUCAUUCAAUGAAGUAAUAAGAAUUAUUUACUAAA
Messenger RNA from Trifolium pratense (red clover), 2010 nucleotides. Its product is annotated as broad specificity amino-acid racemase RacX-like. Bases 579 to 1580 code for a protein of 333 amino acids. NCBI's taxonomy places the organism in Eukaryota, Viridiplantae, Streptophyta, Magnoliopsida, Fabales, Fabaceae. The record is from RefSeq and is a predicted model, not a curated record. The transcript has a single exon.